AUGGCGGUGGCCAGGAAGAUCAAAACUUUGCUGACGGUCAACAUCCUGGUGUUCGUGGGCAUCAUCCUCUUCUCGGUGUACUGCCGCCUGCAGGACCGCUCAGAGGGGCCGGUGCAGGUCGUGCGCAGCGCCGACCGCCGGGUGCGCAGCCGGCACGCCACGGUGGGCGCGCUGGCGGAGCGCGAGGCCAUUCUGCAACGCCUCGACCACCUGGAGGAGGUGGUCUACACCCAGCUGAACGGGCUCGCCAAGCCCAUCGGUCUGGUGGAGGGGCCGGGCGGCCUGGGCCAGGGCGGCAUGGCGGCCACACUGCGUGACAACAGCCAGGAGACAGAGGGCAAGUUCGAGGAAUACGGGUACAACGCACAGCUCAGCGACCGCAUCUCCCUGGACAGGACCAUCCCCGACUACAGGCCCAAAAAGUGCAGACAGAUGACCUACUCGGGCGACCUGCCCCAGAUCUCCGUGGUGUUCAUCUUUGUCAACGAAGCCCUCUCGGUCAUCCUGCGCUCCGUGCACAGCGUGGUCAACCACACGCCCUCCCGGCUCCUCAAGGAGGUCAUCCUGGUGGACGACAGCAGUGAUAAUGUGGAACUCAAGCUCAACCUGGACCAGUACGUCAGCAAGAGGUACCCGGGCCUUGUGAAAAUCGUCCGAAACAGCAGGAGAGAAGGCCUGAUCCGGGCUCGGCUGCAGGGCUGGAAGGUCGCCACGGCCCCUGUCGUGGGCUUCUUUGACGCCCACGUGGAGUUCAGCAUGGGCUGGGCCGAGCCCGCCCUCUCGCGGAUCCGGGAGGACCGCCGGCGCAUCGUCCUGCCGGCCAUCGACAACAUCAAGUACGACACGUUUGAGGUGCAGCAGUACGCCAGCGCGGCCCACGGCUACAACUGGGGCCUCUGGUGCAUGUACAUCAUCCCGCCCCAGGACUGGCUGGACCGCGGUGACGAGGCAGCGCCCAUCAGGACCCCGGCCAUGAUUGGCUGCUCCUUCGUGGUGGACCGGGAGUACUUCGGGGACAUCGGCCUGCUGGACCCGGGCAUGGAGGUGUAUGGUGGGGAGAACAUCGAGCUGGGCAUGAGGGUGUGGCAGUGCGGCGGCAGCAUGGAGGUUCUGCCCUGCUCCCGCGUGGCCCACAUCGAGCGCACCAGGAAGCCCUACAACAACGACAUUGACUACUACGCGAAGCGCAACGCCCUGCGGGCGGCCGAGGUGUGGAUGGAUGGCUUCAAGUCCCACGUGUACAUGGCCUGGAACAUCCCCAUGAGCAACCCCGGCGUGGACUUUGGGGACGUGUCCGAGCGGCUGGCCCUGCGCCAGAGGCUGAAGUGCCACAGCUUCAAGUGGUACCUGGACAACGUGUACCCGGAGAUGAGGACCUACAACGACACGCUCACGUACGGAGAGGUGAGAAACAGCAAAGCCAGUGGCUACUGCUUGGACCAGGGGGCAGAAGACGAUGACCGUGCCAUCCUGUACCCCUGCCACGGGAUGUCCUCCCAGCUCGUGCGGUACAGCGCCGAGGGCCUGCUGCAGCUGGGCCCCCUGGGCUCCACCGCCUUCCUGCCCGACUCCAAAUGCCUGGUGGAUGACGGCAGGGGCCGCACGCCCGCCCUGAGGAAGUGUGAGGACGUGGCCCGGCCAGCGCAGCGGCUGUGGGACUUCACCCAGGGCGGUCCCAUCGUGAGCAGAGACACGGGUCGGUGCCUGGAGGUGGAGAUGUCCAAAGACGCCCACUUCGGGCUCCGGCUGGUGGUGCAGAGGUGCUCGGGGCAGAAGUGGACCAUCAGAAACUGGAUCAAGCCAGGGCGGCACUGACCCCCAGGCUCACCCUGUGCCCCCGCCCCAGCGCAGACCCCGAGGACCUGGGGCAGGCGUGGGGCCCCUCCCACUCAGCCCACCACUGGAACCCAGAGGGCCCUGGCCGUGCCCGCACCACCUUGGGGUGGGGGGACCUGUCCUCAGCUGCCGGCGGGUCCUGGGGACAUGGGGACCUCCCCCCUUCCAGAAGCGUGGUACCCCCGCAGCUGGCGGCUCUGCCUGAGCGCAUCAGCUGACCGCCAACUCCAGAUCCGAAUCACGUGCCUUUUCUACGAUAUUCCUGUCGAGCCGCCAGUGACCACCUCCUUGCAUGUGCUGAAGCUCCCGUCCAUCCCCCAGGCAGCAAUAGCCCCCUGUGAACUCUGAGCUCCUGACCUCUCCGCCCCUUGGCGGGGCUGCCCCGGUGACCACCACCAUCUAAACCGAGCGGAGCAAGGCUCUCCCUGGCUGGUGAGGGGGGAUGGGGACAGCAGCUGCAGUGGCCUCAAAGACAACCCCCCGGCAGCGCUUGUGCGAGGAGACUGAUGUGACUGCUUCAAUCCAGUAAAGAGUGAUUAAACCAUACAGACCUGAUGUCUCAUCCACAGGAGCCAGAGCUGGUCGGCCGUCCAGGGAGGAACCCUGUUCUAGCGGCUCACCCGGGGCCAGGCACCUCUUGUGUUGUUCUAAGGCAGGGGUCAGCAAACAAUGACCCACGGCCCCUUGCCUGUUUUUAUAAAUAAAGUUUUAUU
Molecule: messenger RNA, 2549 nt
Organism: Mesoplodon densirostris (Blainville's beaked whale)
Lineage: Eukaryota; Metazoa; Chordata; Mammalia; Artiodactyla; Ziphiidae
Gene: GALNT9
Product: polypeptide N-acetylgalactosaminyltransferase 9
Exons: 11
Coding region: 1-1815 (604 amino acids)
Cellular component (GO): Golgi apparatus
Source: RefSeq, a predicted model, not a curated record